UUCGUGGAAGAUUGCGGUGCAUCGAUCUCGAGACUGAGUUCGCGUUCGGAACUCGUCCCGGGUUGCACCAUCUGCUUCCCAGCACUCUUGAGCUGAGCCGUCGUCUCUCUCGCUCGGUCUCUCCCUGUAUGUAGGGAUUGCUUCUUUUGCGGAACUAUGUGAUGGAGCCUGACAGGUUGAAUUCUCCUGACACUUCUGUAAUCACUAUUGACAUUCUGGGCCACCAACUGCAAUUUGGUCAGGAUCCAAAUUCAAAGCACUUAGGAACAACAGUUUGGGAUGCAUCAAUGGUGCUUGUCAAAUAUUUGGAAAAGAAUUCUAGAAGGGGAAAAUUCUGCCCAUCUAAGCUCAAAGGAAAGCGUGUUAUUGAGCUUGGAGCAGGUUGUGGGGUUGCUGGGUUUGGCAUGGCACUGCUAGGGUGCGACGUAGUCACAACAGAUCAAGCGGAGGUUUUACCACUGCUAAGGAGAAACGUGGAACGGAAUACUUCAAGGAUCCUCCAGAUGAAUCCAGAUUCGUUUGGUUCGAUUCAGGUAGCUGAAUUGGACUGGGGAAACAUGGAACAUAUAAACGCUGUUGAUCCUCCUUUUGACUUUAUCAUUGGCACAGAUGUCGUUUAUUCAGAACAUCUCCUGGAACCACUACUGGAGACAAUAUGUGCAUUAUCAGGACCUAGAACCUGUAUCUUGUUGGGUUAUGAGAUGCGAUCCACAAGUGUGCAUGAGCAAAUGAUGCAGAUGUGGAAGAGAAGCUUUGAUCUGAAACCAAUUCCAAAAUCCAAGAUGCACACUAAGUACCAACAUCCUAGUAUUCAACUUUUUAUGAUGGGCUCGAAGUCCAUGGAAAAAAGCACGGGAGAGUCUACUCGGAGGGCGGAGAGCACAGACGAGACAGCCCAGAGCAUCGGGACUUCAGAUGAGAGGACAAGAUAUAACGAGAAGCUCAGUGAAGACAAUUCAGCAGGACCUCAAAUGGAUAGUGGGGAUAACAAUGUCCCUGAUGAUCCUGCCAGCGAAAGAUUCAAGGACGAUGUCGAGUUACUGGAGAAACUCAAGAACGGCGAUCUUAGCGAAUGGGAAGCAAGAAGGAACAACCUUACAUCGUCCAGAAACUGGUUCAUUGAAGUCCUUGUCGAUCAGUCGACCUGCUCUAAAUUGAUGAUGCACCUUUCCACAUUUGUCGUAAAAGUAUUAGGAGGUGGUUGCGACAAUGACUUAGUUACCAAUUGUCAGUGGUUUAGCCAAGACGGCGAUAGCUAUCGAGGCGCGACACAGAUCUUCAUGAAUUUCAAGCUAUUCACGGAAGCCACGAGGAGGAGAAAACCAGAUUGAUCAUCUGAUGUUCUAGAAUUUUGCCUGUACUAGGUAACCAUUAAACUCGGGAUUCAUAAAAGUCAAGACGUUUAAUCAGUCCAAAUGCUACUUUUACUUGAAAA
Molecule: messenger RNA, 1435 nt
Organism: Rhodamnia argentea
Lineage: Eukaryota; Viridiplantae; Streptophyta; Magnoliopsida; Myrtales; Myrtaceae
Product: protein N-lysine methyltransferase METTL21D
Exons: 11
Coding region: 162-1331 (389 amino acids)
Source: RefSeq, a predicted model, not a curated record